AGCGUCUCCCUCCCCGUCCCGGUCUCCCACUACGCGCCCGCCUCCCGUCGCCACACUCGCUAGUCGCUCGCUCCUCACCCCCACCGAGCUCCAUUAAUGGCGCCUCCCCUAAUCUCGCCAUAAUAGCGGCAUCAUCAGCGGCAGCAGCACGGCAGCAGCGCAGGCGUCCAAGGCCACGUGGGAGCUGGGAAAAAAGCUAGCGCCGCGUUCUGGAGGCUGGGCCGACGCUUCCCCACAUGGGGUACCAACCCAUGCACGGCGGCGCCGCCGGUGCCGGGACCUCGGGCGGAGGCGGAGGCAGCGGCGGGGGCGGGGGCGCGGACCACCUGCACAGCCACCACCACCACCACCAGCGCCUGCACAGCCCCCGCGUGGCCGGCGGGGGCUCCUCGAUGACGCGCCGGGCCAACUCGUUCAAGCGCGCCGGGGCCGGCGAGAUCGAGCUCCAGAUCGGCUCCCCGCGCUCCCCGAGGUGCGACGGGCUGGGCAGCCCGCCCGGGGACGCCGCGGAGCCGUCCGCCGCCGGCCUCCACCACCACCAGAGCAACAACCUGCGGUUCCGGCUCUUCAAGCGGCCGGGCUCCGGCGCCGGCGCGGCCGACGCCGGCCUGGGCCUCGGGCUGGGGAUCCGGGAGAGGAGGAAGCUCGGGAACAUGCUGUUCCUCGCCUUCUGCGGCGUGUGCUUGCUCCUCGGCGUCGGCAAGAUCUGGGCGGGCGGGUGGUUCGCGCUCCCUGCCGACGACAAGCACGCGGAUUUGCAGGAUCUCUCUGUCUCCUUCUCCAGUGAUAAAGGGCAUCAAGUUGAUCAUCACUCAGGAUACAUGGGUGCAAAAGAAAGUGACAGGACUUUGAUGACAGUUGAAUCUAACAUUGGUGGAAGAGAAGACAGCAUGGCUGAGGCAUUUGAUGUCUGGUCUCAGCCAAGCAGUACAAAUUUUAGACAAUGCAUUGUUUCAAACUCUCAUAAAAAGCAAGAUUCUCAUACGAAUGGUUACAUUCUCAUAAAUGCAAAUGGAGGUUUGAAUCAAAUGAGAUUUGGGAUAUGCGAUAUGGUUGCUGUUGCUAAGAUCCUGAAGGCAACACUGGUUUUACCUUCACUUGAUCAUACAUCCUACUGGGCAGAUGAUAGUGAAUUUAAGGACCUUUUCAACUGGAGGUAUUUCAUCGAGUCACUGAAAGAAGACAUUGAUAUUGUUGAAACGCUGCCCCCUGAAUACAGUAACAUUGAACCUUUGGCUAAAGCUCCGAUAUCUUGGUCGAAGGUGAAUUAUUACAGAGAUGAAAUACUCCCUCUUUUGAAGAAACAUAAAGUCAUUUACUUUACACAUACAGAUUCUCGCCUGGCUAACAAUGGCCUUCCUAGUUAUAUUCAGAAAUUAAGAUGCCGAGUUAACUACAUAUCUUUGAAGUAUUCUCAUACAAUUGAAGAUCUUGGUACUACCUUGGUUUCAAGGAUGCGUCAAGAUGGAAGCCCAUAUCUUGCUCUCCAUCUAAGGUAUGAGAAAGACAUGCUAGCUUUUACUGGUUGCAGCCAUAGCUUGACACCAUUAGAAGACGAGGAAUUGCGUAAGAUGCGUUAUGAGGUAAGUCACUGGAAAGAGAAAGAAAUCAAUGCCACUGAGCGACGAAGCCUUGGUGGCUGUCCUUUGACUCCAAGGGAAACUUCACUUUUACUCAAAGGAUUGGGUUUCUCACAAAGCACUAGAAUUUACUUGGUUGCUGGUGAAGCUUUUGGCAAUGGAAGCAUGAAGGCUCUAGUGGAUGAUUUUCCCAAUAUUUAUUCUCAUUCUACACUGGCGACAGAAAAGGAACUUGCACCCUUCAAAAACCAUCAGAAUAUGCUUGCUGGUCUUGACUACAUUGUGGCUCUCAAGAGUGAUGCCUUUAUUUACACUUACGACGGAAAUAUGGCAAAAGCUGUACAGGGCCAUCGACGUUUUGAGAACUUCAGAAAGACUAUUAACCCAGACAGGAUGAGUUUUGUGAACCUGGUAGAUGAAUUUGAUGAAGGAAGAGUGCCCUGGGAUAUUUUCAGCUCAGAAGUGAAAAGAUUACAUAAAGAUAGAAUAGGUGCUCCAUAUUUUAGGGAGCCUGGAGAAUCCCCAAAGCUAGAAGAGUCUUUCUUUGCAAACCCCUUGCCUGGCUGUAUAUGUGAGAAACAUAGCGAAGAAUGAAAAUGUCUCUGCGCCGACGAUUCUUUCCGGGCCUCUGCCUACUGCCAGAUAUUACGUGCACCGUUGUUGAGUCAUGAUCUGCGAAUCCAUUCUAAAUGACAGUUGAGAUACAGUGCACUGGGAUUUCUUUUUCAGCUUCAGCCCUUACUGGAGUUCAAAACAUUAAGGACAGUGAUGUUUUGCAAAUCGCAGGGCUGUCAAUCAUUUUCACACGACCAUAGUAUGUGAGUGGUUAUGCCUAUCACAUUUGCCACAACCGGUACAUAAAUGGUACAUAUAGCUGAGAUUAUCCUGGUGGCUUUCUUGUAAUUUUUCCACUUCUGCUUUAUUUGAUUAUUUGGGGGAACUGCACAGCUAGAUUUGCAAAUACAAUAUUAUAUACAGCUCCAAUGGAGUCAUUCAGAAAUGCAGCUACAAAUUUUGAUUGUGUCUACA
Messenger RNA from Panicum hallii, 2609 nucleotides. RefSeq names its product O-fucosyltransferase 35-like. The transcript is spliced from 9 exons. Bases 237 to 2174 code for a protein of 645 amino acids. Gene Ontology annotation, cellular component: Golgi apparatus; chloroplast; cytoplasm. The record is from RefSeq and is a predicted model, not a curated record. Lineage: Eukaryota; Viridiplantae; Streptophyta; Magnoliopsida; Poales; Poaceae.